AUGGAGACACUGCUGCUGACUCUGCUUGGACUUCAGACAGUGAUGGGAAUGGGACACUGGUGCGAACACACAGUGGAGGAGAGAGUGGAGAGAGUCCUGUCCCCACGUCUACAGCUUGAAGUCAGCUGCUCUGAGGUUUAUCAGUACAACACCCGGGAUUGGAGGCUAGACGUGGACAGGAUGCGUGUCAAGCAUGGAGGUGACGACGGCAUCGCACUCUACUACAAACAGCAGGGGCCCAAGGCUUCCUGCUUCUUGUACAAACCCCCAGAGAUGGAGAGCAAGAUGGUGAACAAGACAGUGAGGGCAUGCUGUGAGGGCUGGGGCGGCCCACGCUGCUCUGAGGGUGUGGGCGUGCGCGGUCAGUGCUACUCUACAUGGAGUUGUGAGGAGUUCCCCGGUAUUCAUAACUCCUCCCUAAUGUCCUUGGAGCAGUGCUGCAGCAGCCUAUGGGGACUGACAUGGAGAAACGCCUCUGACCAGACCUGCUUGUCUUGCACCUACACUCUCCUUCCUGACUCCCAGUCUUCCCCACUGGUGCGUAGUGGUCUGCUGGGUAGCGCCAGGGUGCCACAGGGUUCGGCCACUUGCAUGUCCUGGGGGGGAGCCCACUACCGCACUUUUGACAGGAAGCACUUCCACUUCCAGGGCAGCUGCACUUACCUGCUGGCCUCAUCUACUGAUGGGACAUGGGCAGUCUACAUCAGCACAGUCUGUGAUGGGAGAGGAGACUGCAGUAAGGCUUUAAAGAUGAUGCUGGGUCUAGACUUGGUUUCAGUUCUUCACAGUAACUUGACACUGAACAGCCGUCCUGUUCCAAAUGGAGAACCUCUUUUCCAAAAUGGAGUGAGUGUUCAUUGGCUGGGGGACUUUGUGUUUGUGGAGAGUGGCCUGGGUGUGAGAGUAAAGUUUGACAUGGCCAAUACGGUCUACCUGACAGUGACCGCCGAGCACCUGGCGUCCACCAGGGGGCUCUGUGGAGUUUACAACAACAACGCUGAUGAUGAUUUUACCACAAUGGGUGGAACUGUGUCCCAGUUCGCCGCUAGCUUCGGCAACUCAUGGAAAGUUCCUGACCAUCAGAAUGAGGGCUGCAGCGAUGCGGCUGAGCUCUUUCACAGCUGUGAUGUCUCAGGAGACAUUGCUUUGCGUAGGCAGGCAGAAUCUGUGUGUCAUCGACUCCUGGAAAAUCCCUUCAAACACUGCCAACCCCAGCUGGACCCAGCAGCAUACAUCGACACCUGUCUGUACCUGUACUGCAGCCUGCCACCCAAAGAGAGGGACGGGGCAGUUUGUGACACUCUGGCCAGCUACGCCCGAGAGUGUGCCCAACAGCAUGUCAUCAUAAUGUGGAGGACAGCCAUCCUUUGUGGUCGCGUCUGUCCCAGAGGUCAGGUGUUUUCGGACUGUGUGUCCUCCUGUCCCCCCAGCUGUGCUUCCCCGCAACCCCCAGGGCCUGCUGCAGCCGUUGGCCAGUGCAGGGAGGAGUGUGUGGGGGGCUGUGAGUGUCCGCCGGGCCUCUACCUUCACCAGGGACUCUGUCUAAAAAGAGACGAUUGUCCUUGUUUCCAUCGCAGACGCACCUACCAGUCAGGAGACAGGAUACAGCAGAGAUGCAACACCUGCGUGUGCCGAGCAGGCCAGUGGCAGUGCACUGGGGAGAGGUGCGCAGCCCAAUGCAGCCUGAUGGGGGCGCUAAAGGUGACCACCUUUGACAAAAAGAGGUAUUCACUACAGUGCGGAGGCUGUCCGUUCACUGCUGUAGAGGACUUUGUUGACAGGAAGCUUGUGGUGAAUGUGCGCUGUGUGGAGUGUACAGCAGGAGGAGGAGGAGGAGGAGGAGGAGGAGGCCUGGGUUGUCUAAGGGAGAUGUCAGUCACAGCACUUCGCACCACAGUCACGCUCACAGACACUGGUACAGUGACAUUGAAUGGCCAGAGAGAGGCGUUGCCUGUGGUAACAGGGGACCUAGUUGUGCGUAGGGCCUCCUCUUCAUUUCUCCUAAUCCAGACCUUUGGAGCCCAGCUACUCUGGUACCUAGAUGGACCUUUAGCCCUCAUCACUUUGCAACCUGGGUUUGCAAACAAGGUGCGAGGCCUGUGUGGAACGCUGACCUGGAACCAGCAUGAUGAUUUUACCACCCCAGAAGGAGACGUGGAGAACAGUGUGUCAUCCUUUGCAGGGAAAUUCACAUCAGAGCACUGUACUCUACCUGGAGGAGCUCCGUCUGACCCCUGCACCACAUACACCCAGAGGAGAUACUACGCAGAGACGGUGUGCUCCGUAAUCCACAGCGCUGUCUUUAAGGUUUGUCAUGACGUGGUGGAGAGGGAGCCCUAUUUCCGUCUCUGUCUGUCGGAGGUUUGUGGCUGCGCUCCACAGAAGGCCUGUCACUGCACCGUCCUCACUGCCUACGCCCAACACUGUGCUCAGGAGGGCGUUGCAGUCCAGUGGCGCAACCACACCUUCUGCCCUCCCCAGUGUUCAGGGGGCCAGGUGUACCAGGAGUGUGGUCGUGCAUGCGGGGGCUCCUGUUCAGACCUGUGGCAGGGCUGGAGCUGUGAUGACGGUGGUGGGAUGGGCCUUAGGAUGUGUGUUCCAGGUUGCCAGUGCCCACCGGGACUAGUGCAGGACCACCACAGCCAGUGUGUGCCCAUCACCAUGUGCCCAUGUGUGCAAGAAGACAAGAUUUACCAGCCUGGGGCUGUCAUCCAGAAUAACUGUAAUACAUGUGUGUGUGAGCAGGGGCUUUUUAACUGCACUCAAGAGCGCUGUGAGAAGGCGAACCCAUGUCCAAGCUCUCUGAUCUACUCUCCACGCUCCUGCCUCCUCACCUGCUCCAGUUUGGAUCCCCCUGGUCAACAACAAGGGUCCAGUGUCGGGCAGUCGAGCUGCAAAGAGCCCCUGUCUGGCUGUGUCUGUCCCCAAGGAACUGUCCUACUAGGUGAUCGCUGUGUUCUGCCAGAUGAGUGUCCAUGUCACCAUAAUGGUCGACUUUACUACAGCAAUGACACCAUCACUAAAGACUGCAACACAUGUGUGUGUAAGGAGCGCCGCUGGCACUGCAGCCAGUCUGCUUGUGCUGGUGUGUGCGUGGCAACUGGGGAUCCACACUAUGUAACAUUCGAUGGCCGCUGUUACUCUUUCCUGGGUGACUGCCAGUAUGUGUUAGCAAGGGAGACCAGUGGUUUGUUCAGUGUCACAGCGGAGAAUGUGCCCUGCGGGAGCACCGGGGUCACCUGCACAAAGUCUGUCACCCUCAGCCUGGGAAAUACCAUCAUACACCUGCUGAGAGGUAAGGCUGUGACAGUAAACGGGAUGCCAGUUACGCUGCCAAAGUCCUACAGUGGCAGUGGUCUGACUUUGGAAAGGGCUGGGAUGUUUGUGUCCCUGUCCUCCCGACUCGGGGUCACUCUACUAUGGGAUGGGGGUAUGCGUGUGUAUGUGCGUCUGGCUGCCCAUCUGCGGGGUCGGGUUGGGGGCCUGUGCGGUAACUUUGACGGGGAUACAGAGAACGACUUCACAACACGGCAGGGCAUCGUGGAGUCUACAGCUGAGCUGUUUGGAAACUCCUGGAAGGUCAGCCCCUCCUGCCCUGACGUGGCAGAUCAGGACCUCCGAGAUCCCUGUGCGCUGAACUUGCACAGAGUGACAUGGGCAAGGAAAAGGUGUGCAGUUCUGACCCAGGAGCUUUUCUCUCUGUGCCACCCUGAGGUGCCCUUCCAGCAGUAUUAUGACUGGUGUGUCUUUGAUGCUUGUGGCUGUGACUCAGGUGGGGACUGUGAAUGUCUCUGCACAGCCAUUGCUGCCUAUGCUGAGGAGUGUAACCGCAGAGGGAUCUACAUCCGCUGGAGGUCCCAGGAGCUCUGUCCUCUGCAGUGUGAGAAUGGACUUGUGUAUGAUCCCUGUGGUCCAGCUUGCUCUCUCUCUUGUCCCAGUGUUCAGCAGAGCCCGCACUCCCAGUGUGGUGUCCUCUCCUGUGUGGAGGGCUGCUUCUGCCCUGCUGGCACUGUCCAACAUGGAGACAGCUGCAUUGCUCCAACUGAGUGUCCAUGUGAGUGGGAGGGCUCUAUGUUUCCACCUCGAACCACCAUCACUCAAAACUGCCAAAACUGUUCCUGUCAGGAUGGUGUGUGGCAGUGUGAGGGUGUGUCCUGCCCUCCUCCCUCCCCUCCCUGUCUAGAAACAGAGUUUACCUGUGCUCGGGGCCGUUGCAUCCCCUCUCAGUGGGUGUGUGACAAUGAGGAUGACUGUGGUGAUGGUUCAGAUGAGCUCUGUCCAUCCACCUGCUCUCCAGACCAGUUCCGCUGCACCAGCACACCAAGUGGACCAUGUUUGAAACUGGCUCUGCGUUGUGAUGGCCACCCAGACUGUGCUGACCAAUCAGAUGAGGAGUUCUGUGGACCUGCCACCCCUAUACCCCUGUGCCCACCGGGGGAGUUUCAGUGUGCCAGCGGAAAGUGUCUGCCAGCCAGUCGUGUAUGUGAUGGACGGCUCGACUGUGGUUUUGCUGAUGGGUCCGAUGAGCUAGACUGUGGUGUGGUGUGUGACAAAGGGGAGUUCCUGUGUGCUGGAGGACGUUGCAUUCUCUACCUCCACCGCUGUGAUGGACAUGAUGACUGUGGGGACCUUAGUGAUGAGAGGGGAUGUGUAUGUGCACCAGGGGAGUUUCAGUGCCCAGGGGACAUGUGUGUCCCUGCAGACAGAGUGUGUGACGGACACAGAGACUGCCCCUCUGGAACAGAUGAAGCUGUCUGUCCAAGUAAAGCUUGUAGGUCCUAUGAGUUCAGCUGUGCCACUGGUGGACAGUGUGUGCCUCAGGCCUGGCGGUGUGAUGGGGAGACAGACUGUAUGGAUGCGAGUGAUGAGCAGCAGUGUACCACCCCCUGUGGCCCUGGCCAGGUUCAGUGCCUCAGUGGGGACCAGUGUGUUGACUAUCACCAUCUCUGUGACGGGACUCCACAUUGCAGGGAUGCCUCAGAUGAGAGCAUAGACAACUGUGAUAAAACCGUCUCACCGCCACCACCUGGCAGUAGGAACACCACUGUCCCCUGCCCUGAAUACACCUGUAUGGACGGAUUCUGUAUCCCCUUCAACAUGGUUUGUAAUGAUCUGGCAGACUGCCCAGACUCGUCACUAGCACCACUUGGAGGUCCCACAGAUGAGCAGGGUUGUAGAACUUGGAGCCCCUGGGGUCCCUGGAGCCCCUGCAGCACCUCCUGUGGGACAGGCUCCAUGAGCCGGCAGAGAACUUGCCCUCCAGGGGACCCAUUGCGCCGUUGUCGGGGACAGGAAGUCCAGAGGCAGCAGUGCUUCAACACCACCUGCCCAGUGGAUGGUCAGUGGCUGCCCUGGGUGAGCUGGUCAAACUGUUCCAGUGGUUGUGGUGGAGUGCAGGUACGACACAGAGGCUGCACCCCUCCUCGCUACGGAGGCCGAGAUUGUUCUCAGCUCCCUGGAUCGUCCAACGUAGCCAUGGAAAUCAAGCCUUGUCCUGACGAUGGAUGUGCCAACACCAGCUGUCCCACUGGGCUGGUGAGACACAGCUGUGCUCCCUGUCCAGUUUCCUGUGCCCACAUCAGCAGUGGGACAACCUGUGAUCCCACAGCACCCUGCUUCUCAGGUUGCUGGUGUCCAGAGGGCCAGGUGAUGAGUCAUACACAACAGUGUGUGUUACCAGAGGAGUGUGCAUGUGAGGUCGCAGGUGUGCGUUACUGGCCGGGCCAGCAAAUAAAAGUGGACUGUGAAAUUUGUGUUUGUGAGAGAGGAAGACCUCAGAGAUGUCAGUCCAACCCAGACUGCUCAGUACACUGUGGCUGGUCAUCAUGGUCUGAGUGGGGAGAGUGUUUGGGGCCCUGUGGUGUCCACAGUGUUCAGUGGUCUUUCCGCAGCCCAAACAACCCUACCAAGCACGGAGACGGGAGAAUAUGCAGAGGAAUUUACAGGAAAGCUCGACGGUGUCAGACUGACCCCUGUGAUGAGUGUGAGUACCAGGGUCAGUCCCAUGCUGUGGGAGACAGAUGGAGAUCAGACCACUGCCAGUUAUGCCACUGUCUGUCCAACCUAGCAGUGCAGUGUUCCCCCUAUUGUCCAUACACUGUCACUGGAUGCCCACAGGUAAGAGUGUGUCCAACAGAGGAUACUUCACCCCUGGUUCCCACAUAUCCACUUCCUCCCGGAGAUGAGUGUUGGUCUCCCCUGGGUGUCCAGUCUUUGCCAGUUUCAAGUUUUAGUGCCUCAUCACAGCAGACAGGUCACCCCCCUGAGGCAGCUCGACUCCAUGGAUGGGACCCCCACACAGACCUCCAGGGCUGGAGUCCAGAACCGGAGGAAUAUAAGGACCUGCCACAGCGGAGCCCUGAGGGACACACUAGCAACACACAAAGCCCCUAUCUACAGAUAGACCUGCUGAAACCAUACAACAUCACUGGUGUGUUAACCCAGGGUGGUGGUGUGUUUGGCACAUUCGUGUCCAGCUUUUACAUCCAGUUUAGCCAGGACGGCAGACAGUGGUACACUUACAAAGAGCUUGUUGCUGAUGCCCGGCCCAGAGCCAAGGUUUUUCUUGGUAACCAUGACGAUCGAGGGGUUGCUGAUAGCAGACUGGACAGGAUGGUGUCAGCCCAGUUUGUCCGCCUGCUGCCACAUGACUUUCAGAACGGCAUCUACCUUCGACUUGAGAUAAUGGGCUGUGGCGAUGUCUCCCCAGUGGGCGGCUGCAGAGUGAAGGAGUUCCAGUGCAAAAAUGGUCGCUGUGUCCCAGCAGGUCCACUGGGAGUUGUCUGUGAUGGAGUCAAUGACUGUGGGGAUGGUUCAGAUGAGAUGUACUGUGGCGUCUGCUCCUCUCCCCUUGGACUGGAGGAUGGGAGAAUUCGCUAUGGUCAGCUGACGUCAUCCUCACAUCGUGAGAACAACCCUGCUGAUGCUGGACGACUAAACAUCAUUCCUAAUGUUCAGGUUAUGGAGCCUGGAUGGAGUCCCUUGCCUUCAGAUAAACAGCCAUACUUUCAGGUGGACUUCCUGGAGCCCAUGUGGGUAUCAGGGGUGGUGACUCAGGGGAGUCAACGCAUGUGGGGUUACCUGACUAAAUACCGCCUGGCCUUCGCACUGCACAGCAGCCUCUUCACAGACUACACUGAGAAUGGGAAGCCUGGUGGCCCUGCUAAGGUGUUUGAGGUGCGGAUGGUGGGCAGGAACCCUGUGACCCGCUGGCUUGAUCGGUUGGUCAGAGCUCGCUACCUGCGCAUCAUCCCUGUGGAGUUCAGACACACCUUCUACCUGCGGGUCGAGAUCCUUGGCUGCAGAGGAGAUGAGCUGGUGACCCCCAACAGUGUGACCUCGUCUCCCUCUGGUGGUGGGAAAGUGACGGUGCAGCGCUGUAAGCCAGGCCAGUUUGCGUGCCAGCACAGUGACCAGUGCGUGUCUGUCUCUGUGCUUUGUGAUGGUCGACUGGACUGCAAGGACCACUCUGACGAGAUCAACUGUGGUACAGCUUCAACCAGAGGCUUUCCAGGGCUGCAGAACCAGACCAUUUCCACAGGGAGAUCAGGUUUUGAUGGUGACAGUACGACAGGUGCCCCAGGCCUCCAUACCACCAGGUCCCAAGGUAGCCUUCCUGGUGUGGCUACAUCAGGGCUCACAGGUGGACCUGGACUUCAGAAGACCACAGUUCCAACCCCGUGGAUCACUGCAACCCCCGAUGAUGGUGGCCUACCCAGAGUGCUUUGCGUGGAGGGCCAGUUUGCAUGCCGGUCAUUUGGCUGCGUGGACUCUGCGCAGGUGUGUGACGGCAGACAGGACUGUUUGGACGGGUCAGAUGAGGAAUACUGUGGCACCACAGCCAGGCCAGUGGUGACUUCGCAGCGCCCCCUGGUGCCCAGUCCAUGCUCCCCCAAACAAUUCCCCUGUAACAGUGGGGAGUGUGUUCACCUGGACCGCAGGUGUGAUCUACACAAAGACUGCGUGGACGGGUCAGAUGAAAAAGACUGUGUGGACUGCAUCAUGUCCCCGUGGACAGCUUGGAGUGCAUGCAGUGUGUCCUGUGGUCUGGGCUCCUUGUUUCGGCAGAGGGACAUACUGAGGGAGGCUUUGCCUGGAGGGGCCUGUGGUGGAGCCCAGUUCGACAGUCGAGCAUGCUUCCCUCGAGCAUGUCCAGUUGAUGGUCAUUGGGCAGAGUGGACAGAGUGGUCAGACUGUGAUGUUCAGUGUGGAGGUGGAGUCAGGCAGAGGAACAGAACCUGCUCUGCUCCCCCUCCUAAGAAUGAUGGGCGGGACUGUGAGGGCAUGACCCUGCAGAGCCAGAGCUGCAACACCCAGUCUUGCACCAAAGAAAUCGGCACACAGACAGGUUGUGCCAACGGUAUGGUGCUGGUGACUGAGGCAGACUGCCAGGCUGGAAGAGUUGAGCCUUGUCCUCCUACCUGCUCACACCUCAGCUUGACCAACAACUGCACUGCAGCAUGUAUCCUGGGGUGUCGCUGUCCUAGUGGUCUGUACCUUCAGGAGGGGCGAUGUGUAAAUGCCACACAAUGUGUCUGUCACUGGAACAGCCAAACACUGCAGCCAGGACAGACAGUCAGCAGGGACCAGUGUACCACAUGUGUGUGCAGGGAUGGACAAGUCACCUGUGACACCUCCAGCUGUGUGGCGAGCUGUCACUGGUCAACCUGGUCGUCAUGGUCACCAUGUGAUGUCACCUGUGGUCUGGGCCUAAAGCAUCGAUACAGGUCCCCAGUGAAGCCAGCAGGAGCAGUCAGAGUCCAGCCCUGUCCAGGAGAUUCCACUGAGGCCCGCAGCUGCUCCACCCCCUGCCUCCCUGGUGUUUGGAGUAAAUGGACAGGCUGGUCCGAGUGCAGUAAGACAUGCUUCAACCUCGUAGAUGAGGUGGGAGUCAGACGACGAUUCCGCAGCUGCAACCACACACUCGCUUCACUCAACCACACACACUCUGGCUGUGAUGGAGACAGCGAGGAGCAAGAGCCUUGCAACACUGUACACUGUCCAGUGAAUGGUGGUUGGUCAGACUGGUCGCCGUGGUCCCAGUGUUCAUCCGAGUGUGACUCUGGUGUCCAAACGAGAGAGCGAUUCUGCAGUUCACCCUCACCACAGCAUGGGGGCAGCAGCUGCCCUGGGCCUCACAUGCAGACAAGAGACUGCAACUCCCACCCUUGCUCAGGUGAGUGUCCGGAGGGCAUGGUGUACAUGACAGCAGCUGAAUGUGAGGCUCAAGGCGGUGCGUGUCCACGGGUGUGUUUGGACAUGACCUCCACAGAUGUGCAGUGUGCCACUGCCUGUUACGACGGCUGCUACUGCGCUCUGGGCUUCUACCUGUUGAACGGCAGCUGUGUGCCCUUGGCACAGUGCCCGUGUUACCAUCAGGGGGAGACGUACCCAGCUGGUGCCACCCUGCGUGUUGAUGCCUGCAAUAACUGCUCAGUGGACUGUGGCUGGAGCAGCUGGACCCAAUGGAGCACCUGUAGUCGAACAUGUGAUGUUGGUGUGAGAAGGAGGUAUCGAUCAGGAACUAAUCCUCCUCCGGCGUUCGGGGGUCGUCCCUGCAAAGGAGACAGAAUCGGGAUCGAUACCUGCAGCAUUGAACCCUGCUUUGGUGGUGGCCGACUGUGUCCUCCAGGCCAGGAUUGGAAGCAGUGUGUGAAGGGGGCAGUGUCGUGCACAGACCUCACAAUGGACCUCAGCAGGAACUGCACACCUGGCUGCCAGUGUCCACAAGGGACUGUCCAACAGGAUGAUGUAUGUGUGCAGGAGUCUGACUGUCGCUGUGAUGUGAAUGGGGAGCAGUACAAACCAGGAGACAUUGUCCCCACAGACUGCAACAACUGUACAUGUGAAGCAGGGAGGCUGGUAAACUGCUCUCAAGGCAGCUGCAAUGUUGAUGGCCAGUGGUCUCAGUGGACUCCUUGGGGUCAGUGCUCAGUGUCGUGUGGAGCGGGUCUCCAGUCUCGGUACCGGUUCUGUUCUAGUCCCCAUCGUUCUGGAAGUGGCCUGCCGUGUCUGGGACCUCACAGAGAGGACCAGGUCUGCAUCAGCACCCCAUGUGAUCGUGACGGUGGUUGGGGUCAGUGGAGUAACUGGACGGAGUGUACCAAGUCAUGUGGUGGGGGCAUUCGGAGCCGGAGGAGAGAGUGUGACAGUCCCAGUCCAGUGGGGGAGGGAAAUUACUGUGAGGGGCUGGGAACUGAGGUUGUAGCCUGUAACACUGACCAUUGUCCAGUUGCACCAUGUUCUCAGGUUCCAGGCACAGCAUUCAGUAGCUGUGGUCCCUCCUGCCCUCGCUCCUGUGAUGACCUGGCAGUGAUCUGCAUAGAGAGAGAAGACUGUCCCUGCCUGGACCUCAGCACUGGACUCUGGUUGGAACCAGGAGAGACAGCAAAAGCCAGUGACGGAUGUAACAACUGCACCUGUGAGGGAGGGAGGCUCAACUGCACUAGAUACACCUGCCCAGUGUCAGGUGACUGGUGUGAGUGGUCAGAGUGGACUCCUUGCUCCAGGACCUGUGGGGCAGAGUCGGUGUCCCGCUACAGGAGCUGUAGCUGUCCUGAGCCCAAGGCUGGAGGAGCAGCCUGCUCUGGAGAACAGGAAAUACACAACGGGGUCGGAGUUCAAAUCCAGAGACAGCCCUGCCCUGUUAUCACCUUCUGUCCAGUCCACGGUUCAUGGAGUCUGUGGUCGGCAUGGUCAGACUGUGAUGGGUGCGCUGGAUCAUCCACUCGCACCAGGGAAUGUAACAGCCCUCCUGCCAGGUUUGGUGGCCUGCCCUGUCUUGGAGAGAGCAGGCAGAGCCGUGGUUGCCAUGACAACAACACCGUCUGCUCAGAAUGCGGUGGAGGCCAGGAAGAAUGGCCCUGUGGGAAGCCCUGUCCUCGCUCCUGUUCGGAUCUCCAUGGUGACACAGUGUGCUUGGACUCCCCCGGGUGCAGCCGCACUUGUGGUUGUCCAGGUGACAUGGUUCUGCAGGAUGGAGUGUGUGUGGCCAGGGAGGAAUGUCGCUGCAAAUACCACAACAGCUCUCAUACUGAUUCCAGUAAUGGAUCAUGGGUAUGGCCUGGUGGAUCUGAUUGGCAGUUUGCAAAUCCAGGAGAGAGCAUCAUCAGCGACUGCAAAAACUGUUCAUGCGAGGCUGGGGUUCUGCACUGUCAAUCAGUCCCUGGUUGCAAUGUUGACGGUGGCUGGAGCCAGUGGGGAGCCUGGACCGAGUGCUCGCUUCCUUGUGGAGGAGGAGUCAAGUUCAGGAGACGCCAGUGUGAUAAUCCAUCUCCUCAGAGUGGUGGAAGAGGCUGCCUGGGAGUCUCUGAGCAGCAGAAAGACUGCAACAUACACCCCUGUACAGACUCAGGGGGCCCAUGGCUGCCCUGGUCUCAGUGGUCUGCGUGUUCGGUCAGCUGUGGUGGAGGGCAGCAGUCCCGCUCUCGUCUCUGCAGCUCUUUACCCUGCAGCGGCCUCAGUCGCCAGAGCAAGAUUUGCAACACCCAGGUCUGCCUCGAGGUGGGCUGCCCUCCGGGCAGGCUGUACAGGGAGUGUGAACGAGGUGAAGGUUGUCCGUUCAGCUGUGCUCAGGUCAGCGGCAGAGAGGCCUGCUACUCAGAUGGCUGCGAAGAAGGCUGCCACUGCCCUCCGCACACCUACCAACACCAUGGAGUCUGCCUGCAGGAGUGUCCGUGUCUGGUUGACAGAGCAUUUCUGGCAUCCUUGCAGAGUGUCUCUGUCAUACCAGUCUCAUCUCUGCUCCUUAACAAUAUCUCUGAGGGAAUGGAGCUUCAGUCUGGAGACACCCUGGUUCAUGACUGCAGCACAUGUGGCUGUGAACACGGCAGGUGGAAUUGUUCCUUGGAGCAUUGCCCAGUCGAUGGAGGCCUAUCACCCUGGGGCCCUUGGAACCGAUGUUCACUGUCAUGUGGAGGUCUUGGUCUGAAAACUCGCUCCAGGGGCUGCACUCAGCCUGCCCCGGCCCAUGGAGGGAGAGAUUGCCAGGGGCCACGCCAAGAAACCACCUACUGCCAGGCCCCUGACUGCCCAGUGAUUGUUGGUCCUACAGAAGAACCAGCUUUACCAGAUGAGGAUGCUGGCUUCUCUCCCUGGUCUUUGUGGAGUCCCUGCACUAAGACCUGCACUGAUGCUCUGAAGCCAGCCAUGAAGUCCCGUCAUCGACGGUGUGUCAAACCUCCUUGCUCCGGAAGCUCUCAUCAAGAGAAGGCCUGUAACCUGCCCCAGUGUCCAGAUGGAGGUGAUGGUUGUAAGGGAGCCGACUGUGUGAGGAGGAACUGUUCGUGGACAGAGUGGGGGGAGUGGGGCUUCUGUUCGCGGUCUUGCGGAGUGGGUCAGCAGCAGAGGAUCCGAACCUUUAUCAGCCCCGGGACCAAUGGGUCUUGGUGUGAAGACAUCCUCAGAGGGAACCAGGAGCAGCGCUUCUGUAACAUCAGGCCCUGCAGAGUGGAUGGAGGCUGGUCCCGGUGGAGUCCCUGGUCCCGCUGUGAUAAGCGAUGUGGUGGCGGACGCUCCAUACGCACUCGCUCCUGCUCCAGCCCUCCACCCAAAAACGGUGGGAAAAAGUGCGAAGGAGAGAAGAACCAAGUCAAACCCUGCAACACCAAACCUUGUGAUGAGAAAGGUUGCCCACCGGGCCAGGAGUUCGUGUUGUGUGCCAACCAAUGUCCACAGCGGUGCUCAGACCUCCAGCAGGGCAUCGAGUGCCAGGGCAACACAGAAUGUCAGCCGGGCUGUCGCUGCCCUAAAGGCCAGUUGCAGCAGGACGGGAUGUGUGUGCAGCUUUGGCAGUGUGACUGUGUGGACUCACUGGGUCAGAUUUGGGCGGCGGGCAGCUGGCAUCAGGUGGACUGUAACAACUGCAGCUGCACUGACGGACAGCUCCUCUGCACCAACCACAGCUGCCAGGCUGCGUGCGUUUGGAGCUCAUGGUCCAGUUGGGCGUCAUGCAGUGUUUCCUGUGGGCAGGGCCAGAGAACCAGAUACAGUUGCCACUUUGAGGAAGUCCAGCAUAAAUCCUGCGACCCAGGAUCCUGCCCGCCCCUCUGUCUCCAUCACAACCAGGAACUCACUGUGGGGGACACCUGGCUACAGGGAGAGUGUAAACAAUGCACAUGUACCCCAGAGGGAGAUUACUGCCAAGACAUUGACUGCAGAGUGGAUGGUGGUUGGACCCCCUGGUCAGUUUGGUCUGACUGCUCAGUGACCUGUGGAAAGGGGACACAGGUUCGAACCCGUGCCUGCAUCAACCCCCCACCACGAAACAAUGGGUCUUACUGCAGUGGGCCAGAGAGAGAGAUCCAGGAAUGUCGUACCCCGCCCUGUCUGGAUGACCUUUGCCCCUGGUCGCCAUGGUCACCAUGUUCCCGGACCUGUGGUGCGGGGUCUGUCACACGGCGCAGGGUGUGUGUGUGUGAGGAGGGGGGUGAUGCAGCAUGUCCCACUGAGAUCGAGGCUGAGAGGAACACAGAGGAGACCCAGCUUUGUUACAAACAGCCCUGUCCAGGCUGUCCCAUGUCGCAGUGGAGUGUUUGGUCUCAGUGCUCCUGUGUGUCUCAGAGGCAGCAGCGCUACCGUGUAGCUCUCACCCCAGCCACCAGGGGGCAACAGUGCACUCCUGUUGAAACACAGAGCAGGGCAUGCAGCCGAAGUCAAUGUGAUGACUGUGAAGCCCCCUUCGUGUACUCAGACUGUGGUGCGCCCUGCGAGAAGCAGUGUGCACUGCAGGCCCAGGGAGAUCUGUGUCUAGGGGUCAGGGAGUGUAUACCAGGCUGCUAUUGCCCACAGGGCCUGCUGCAGCAGAACGGCAGCUGUGUUCCUCCAGAGGAAUGUGGCUGCGUCCACCUGCAGCACCAAGCUCCAGGACAACCACCUACACCUGUUACUGUCCCUCAGGGGGCCACAGUCACCAUAGGCUGCAGUACCUGCCUUUGCCAUGAUGGGACUUUGCAGUGUGACAUGAGAGAGUGUGAAGUCAUCAGCAGCGAGUGGUCAGAGUGGACUCCCUGCUCUCCCUGUGUGCCCUCCUCAUCCCUGCAGCACAGCACUCUCCAAGGGGGGGGGGUUAUCAGUGGCACUAAAAUGGUUUCAGUUCAGAGACGUUUCCGGGCCUGUUUGGACCUUGAUUCUGGUCUUCCAGUCUCUAGAGAGGAGGGGCAGAGCCAAUGUCCAGAACCGCUGGUAGAGGAGAGGCUCUGUCCAGAUGCUAACAUCUGUAAAGAUCUGUGUCAGUGGAGUGUGUGGAGUGCCUGGACGGCCUGUGCGGAGCCAUGCAGCGGUGGAGUGAGGCAGCGCUUCAGGCGGCCCUUGGCCUUUCCUUUGGGACCCAGCUGUAAGAGCCAACAGACCCAGAGCCAGAGCUGCAACACAGGGCUCUGCCCAGGUGAGCGCUGUGAGGAUAGGGGACGGAUGUACCAAGAGAGCUGUGCCAAUCAGUGCCCUCGCAGCUGCACUGACCUAUGGGAGCAUGUUCAGUGUCUGCAAGGAGCCUGUCAUGCAGGUUGUCGGUGUCCGAAUGGACAACUGUUGCAGGACGGUCAAUGUGUGCCAGUGACGGAGUGUCGCUGUGGUAUCCCAUCAGGUAACGGGACACUGGAGUUCAUCCCUAAAGAGGGGCUUACCGUGGACUGUAACACCUGUGUGUGUGAGAAUGGCACUCUGGUGUGCACCAAGCUUCCCUGCCCCGUGUACGAGCCCUGGAGCCCAUGGAGCAUUUGCUCAACUUCCUGUGGGCGAGGCCAGAGGACAAGGACACGCCUCUGCCAGGAAAAAGAGGGCGGCCCUCCCUGUGCUGAAACCUCACAGACAGAGAGCUGUGACCUGCCAUCAUGUCCAGAGUGUCCCAGCGGGCAGGUGUUCAGUGACUGUUCUGGUUCCUGCCCAUAUACCUGCGAGGAUCUGUGGCCACACACUCAGUGUUUACUUGGACCCUGCACCCCUGGGUGUAACUGCCCCUCUGGACAAGUGUUGUAUGGAGGCUUGUGUGUGUCCCAUGCUAACUGUCCCUGUUCAGCGCUCUCCCUGCCGACUGGUUACCAAAGCUUGAAUAUUAGCACCAUGGGGAUCACAGAAGCUUUGCUGCCACCUGGAACAGCCAUUCAGCACCUCUGCAAUACAUGUGUUUGCCAAGGUGGAGUGUUCAACUGCACCUCAGAGCUAUGUGAUGCCUGUCCUGACGGGGAGCAGUGGAGGAGGAGCGUGUCGGGGGAGAUCUUGUUGUGUGAGAGGAGCUGCCAGGACAUUUACUCCUCCUCUCCUGUCAACUGCAGUCACUCUGUGGAGGGCUGCGUGUGUCAGGAGGGGCUUUAUCGAAACACGGAGGGCGUGUGUGUCAUCCCCGCCCUCUGCCCCUGCCAUGACCAGGGCAUCCUACGAGAGGCAGGAUCAGAGUGGGAGGAGGGCUGCACGUCGUGCCGCUGUGUCAACGGGAAAAAACUGUGCCAGCUGAGGUGUCCUCCACUCCACUGUGAUGAGGGGGAGGUCAAGGUGGAGGAACCAGGCAGCUGCUGUCCAGUCUGUAGGAAGCAGUUUCCAGGCGAGCCAGAGUGUCGUCGCUACAUGCAAGUCAGGAACAUCACCAAGGGAGACUGUCGGCUUGACAACGUGGAGGUCAGCUUCUGCAGGGGACGCUGUCUGUCCAGGACCGAUGUCAUCCUGGAGGAGCCGUACCUCCAGUCAGUUUGCGAGUGCUGUAGUUACCGUUUGGAUCCUGACAACCCGGUGCGUUUCCUCAGCCUGCAAUGUGAGAACGGCGAGAGCGAGCCGGUCGUCCUUCCCGUCAUACACAGCUGCGAGUGCACCAGUUGCCAAGGUGGGGACUAA
Molecule: messenger RNA, 15822 nt
Organism: Seriola dumerili (greater amberjack)
Lineage: Eukaryota; Metazoa; Chordata; Actinopteri; Carangiformes; Carangidae
Gene: sspo
Product: SCO-spondin
Exons: 105
Coding region: 1-15822 (5273 amino acids)
Cellular component (GO): extracellular matrix
Molecular function (GO): protein binding
Source: RefSeq, a predicted model, not a curated record